UUACAUCCAAAGAUCAACUGAACCUAGAACAUAGAUACAGAGACACUUGUCAUCAGGAAGGUGCUCCCUCAGCGCAACGGAAAAUAUCUCAAUGACUUGAUAUGUUCUGGUUGUGAAUUCAGGCUACAAGGGGUCAGUUCUCUAAAAUGAGUCUCUCUGGAGCAAGAAAGAAGGGGGGCCCUGCCUCCAAAAUGAGACUCUCUAGGGAACAUGACACCAAAGCUAAGAGUCCAAUCAGGCAGGAGAGACCAGCCUCCCCUGUUCCCAGCUGUGUGUCCAUGAAGAGUGACCGGUCUAUGAAUCAUCCUAUAGAGUUUAGAGAGGGAGACUUUUCUACUGAACAAAGGCACAAGGACAACGUAGCACGUCCUGUGAACACGUCAGGGUUCCAUAGCCGGAGGCAGACCAGCAGAAACUGGAUCAGCAGCACAACAAGUCCAAUCAAGCAGGAGAGACCAGCCUCCCCUGUUCCCAGCUGUGUGUCCAUGAAGAGUGACCAGUCUAUGGAUCAUCCUAUACUGUUUAGAAAGGGAGACUUUUCUACUGAACAAAGAAACCAACAGGAGAGAUCAGAGUCUUCCCAGAGUCAUCAAACAGACCUGGCCUCCUUAUUCAGUAUGCUUGAAGAGAAUAUUAUGACAUUUGUGAAGAACGAGCUGAAGAUGUUCAAGAGGAUUCUUAGUCCAGAACUCCCAGAAGGCUUUGAGAGUCAGAAGCAGGAUAAGGAAGUGGUGGAUGCUGAAGAUGAGCAGCAGGAGAGCAGUGCCAGAGAGGGGGCUCUGAAGAUCACACUGCACAUCCUGAGGAAAAUGAACCAGAAGGAGCUUGCUGACACACUGGAGAAAUAUGAGCUUGCUGUGAUUUGCCAACGUGAACUCAAAUCUAAUCUAAAGAAGAAGUUUCAAUGUGUAUUUGAGGGGAUCGCUAAACAAGGAAACCCAACACUUCUCAAUAAGAUCUACACAGAGCUCUACAUCACAGAGGGUGGAACAGGAGAGGUCAAUAAUGAACAUGAGCUGAGACAGAUUGAGACCACAACCAGGAAACAAGCAAGACCAGAGACUGCAAUCAAAUGUAACGACAUCUUCAAACCCUUAACUGGACAAGACAAACCGAUCAGAACUGUGCUGACAAAGGGAGUCGCUGGCAUUGGAAAAACAGUCUCUGUGCAGAAGUUCAUUCUGGACUGGGCUGAAGGAAAAGCAAAUCAGGAUGUCCAAUUUGUAUUUUCAUUCCCUUUUCGGGAGCUGAAUUUGAUGAAAGAGGACAAACACACUUUCAUUGAACUUCUUAAUCACUUCUCAAUGGAAACCAAACAAUCAGGAAUCUCCAUCUACAACAAGUACAAAGUUCUGUUCAUCUUUGAUGGUCUGGAUGAGUGCCGACUGCCCCUAGACUUCCAGAAGAACAAGAUCUGUUGGGACGUCACAGAGUCAACCUCAGUGGAUGUUCUGCUGACAAAUCUCAUCAAGGGAAAUCUGCUUCCCUCUGCUCUCCUCUGGAUAACUACCCGACCUGCAGCAGCCAAUAAGAUCCCUUCAGGGUGUGUUGACCAGGUGACAGAGGUACGAGGGUUCAAUGACCCACAGAAGGAGGAGUACUUCAGGAAGAGAUUCAGUGAUGAGGACCUGGCCAGCAGAAUCAUCUCACACAUAAAGACAUCAAGGAGCCUCCACAUCAUGUGCCACAUUCCAGUCUUCUGUUGGAUUUCUGCAACAGUCCUUGAACACAUGCUGAAACAUAAGAGAGAAGAGAUGCCCAAGACUCUGACUGAGAUGUACACACACCUUGUGGUGUUUCAUACCAAACAGAAGAAUGAAAAGUAUCUUGGGAAAGAAGAGACAGGUCCACACUGGAAUAAAGAGAGCAUUCUGUCACUGGGAAAACUGGCUUUUCAACAGCUUGUGAAGGGCAAUCUGAUUUUCUAUGAAGAAGACCUGAAAGAGUCUGGCAUUGAUGUUAAUGAAGCCUCAGUGUACUCAGGAUUGUGCACACAGCUCUUUAAAGAGGAAUGUGUGCUGUACCACGACAAGGUGUACUGCUUUGUUCAUCUGAGCAUUCAGGAGUUUCUGGCUGCUGUAUAUGUGUUCCUCUCAUUCAUCAACAACAAUCAGAAUCUAAUGGACAAACUGCAAACAAAAGAUGAGUCUUCAAAGCCUAAAGUUACUGAAGUUACUUUCUACACGAGUGCUGUGGAUAAAGCCUUACAAAGUGAGACGGGAAACCUGGACCUUUUCCUCCGCUUCCUUCUGGGCCUCUCACUGGAGUCCAAUCAGAAGCACUUACGAGGUCUACUGACAAAGACAAGAAGCAGCUCACAGAGCCAUGAAGAAACAGUCAAGUACAUCAAGGAGAAGAUCAGGGAGAAUCCCUCUCCAGAGAGGAGCAUCAAUCUGUUCCACUGUCUGAAUGAACUGAAUGACCAUUCUCUAGUGGAGGAGAUCCAAAGAUACCUGAGAUCAGGAAGUCUCUCAGAAGCCAACCUGUCACCUGCACAGUGGUCAGCUCUGGUCUUUGUGUUGCUGACUUCAGAAAAGGAGCUGGAUGUGUUUGACCUGAAGAAAUACUCCAGAUCAGAGGAAGGUCUUCUGAGGCUGCUGCCAGUGGUCAAAGCCUCCAGAGCUGCUCUGCUGUCAGGCUGCCUAGUCACAGAGGAAGGCUGUGCUUCUCUGGUCUCAGCUCUGGAGUCAAACCCCUCACACCUGAGAGAGCUGGAUCUGAGUAACAAUAACCUGAAGGAUUCAGGAGUGGAGCUGCUCUCUGCUGGACUGGGGAAUCCCCACUGUAAACUGGAGACUCUGAGACUCGCUGGCUGUAAACUCACAGACACAUCCUGUGAAGUGUUGGCCUCAGUUCUCAGUUCAAACCCCUCACACCUGAGAGAGCUGGAUCUGAGUAACAAUGACCUGAAGGAUUCAGGAGUGGAGCUGCUCUCUGCUGGACUGGGGAAUCCCCACUGUAAACUGGAGACUCUGAGACUCACUGUCUGUAAACUCACAGACACAUCCUGUGAAGUGUUGGCCUCAGUUCUCAGUUCAAACCCCUCACACCUGAGAGAGCUGGACCUGAGUAACAACGACCUGAAGGAUUCAGGAGUGAAGCUGCUCUCUGCUGGACUGGGGAAUCCCCACUGUAAACUGGAGACUCUGAGACUCACUGGCUGUAAACUCACAGACACAUCCUGUAAAGUGUUGGCCUCAGUUCUCAGUUCAAACCCCUCACACCUGAGAGAGCUGGAUCUGAGUAACAAUGACCUGAAGGAUUCAGGAGUGAAGCUGCUCUCUGAUGGACUGGGGAAUCCCCACUGUAGCAAUACUUUGAUCAUUUGUCAUUUUUUAUGA
Molecule: messenger RNA, 3341 nt
Organism: Oncorhynchus kisutch (coho salmon)
Lineage: Eukaryota; Metazoa; Chordata; Actinopteri; Salmoniformes; Salmonidae
Product: NACHT, LRR and PYD domains-containing protein 12-like
Exons: 14
Coding region: 147-3341 (1064 amino acids)
Molecular function (GO): protein binding
Source: RefSeq, a predicted model, not a curated record